ACAGCCAUCACUCCAGCCCUCUCGUGUUCAUCUGGGAACUCAUUGGACGAAAACCAAAACAUCGUGAUAAAAGAUCCCUCCGGUGUCCUCAAAACCCCUGGGUAUCCAUCCAGUUACCCUGUCACGCAGUGCUACUGGAAGAUAUUCACAGCCAAAGGAAAAGUGGUUCGAGUGGAUUUUUCGUCCUUUCGACUUGCAGUAGGAGCUUGUAUUGAUGUUGUGCAGACAAUAAAUAAGAAAAACUCGAUCUUAACAUCUCAUUGUGGACAGAAACCAUCGUUUGUUGUUUACUCAAUGACAAAUGAACUCGGUAUCCGGGUCCGAGAACUCUACAGCACUGGUCCAGGUUUCAUUGCGAACUACACAACGGUGACCGCAGAUUCAUCGGGAACUUGCAAGCCAAGUGAAAACAGCACUGUGCACAUGACUGGUGAAGGAAUGAGCUUCGCAAGUCCGAACUUUCCUCUCCAUCCUGGAGACGGAUCAUGUCAUUGGAAUAUCUCUGUACCCCCCGGGAACUUCAUAAGGCUUACCUUCUGGUACGUGUACGGAUCAUGUAACAGCAGUUAUGUGGAGGUUUAUGACGUAACGAAUUCCACGUGGAUAUAUCUGAGGAAGUUCUGUUAUCUAUUCAAAGCGGAAGUGGUUUACUCAAGAGGAAGCAGUUUGUUAGUUACUUAUGUUAUUGCAUCCGAGAGCUCUGUCAGCGGCUUUAUCGCCACAUACGAAACUCUUAAGGCGGUUCCUGCUCCAUACGCUUGUUCUAAAUCUUCCUCAGGCGACUAUGAUAGAAUUACACUACGUAACACUAGUGGUGAACUCGCAAGCUAUCAAUAUCCCCUGCCUUACUCCAAUGACGUUAGCUGUUCCUGGACAAUUGAGGUCCCUGUUGGUUACAACAUCAAUUUCACGUUUCACUCGUUUGAUUUACAACAAUCUCAAGAUUGUCAAGAGGACUAUGUUCGGAUUAAGCAAGAAAAAUAUUCCUGGCAGACGGGUGGCAUGUUGACAGACUCGCGCAGAUUCUGUGGUUCUUCGCUUCCCACAGCAAUUCAGUCAAACCACACAAAAAUGAACGUGGAUUUCGUGGCUGACAGUUCUGGAAGAUACCCAGGAUUCCAUGCAAGCUAUACAGCAGUUGAAGACCCGACCAUGGGGCCGUGUAAGACGCAAGGAAUAGACAACGUCAUUCCUUUAAGUGGAGAGACAGGAAGGCUUUUUUCACCACUGUAUCCACAGACAUUUCCCCGCAACAUGAAAUGUACCUGGAUUAUAACAGUACCGGAAGGAAACUUCGUCAAGUUAAGAAUAACGUCUCUUUUCUUCGCGUAUAUUUGCAAAGAAGGAACUAAUCUUGAAAUUCGUGAUGGCCAGAGUUCAUCAAGCGACUUGAUAAAAACAUUCUGUGGACAGGACUUUGAGAGUUCGGUGUUUUCCAGCGGUCGCCAUCUUUGGGUUCAGUUCCAGUCUUCAGAUGAUUCAUUCCAAUACGGAACUGGAUUCCAUGCCCUGUUUGAGAUGGUCAAUCAGUUACCAGCACCGUUUUCCUGCACUGCGCGCAACCUGCGGGUCAAGUUAAAGUCAGAGACUGGAACCUUGGCCAGUUACAACUACCCUCUGCCAUAUGAUGAUUCUGUUGAAUGUGUUUGGAGCAUCAAUGUGAAUACUGAUUCCAUAAUUGAACUGUCGUUCGAUUUCUUCAAUCUGUCCGACUCCGCUGACUGUUCUGAGGAUUACGUGGAGGUGCGUGAUGGCCUGUUUAGCGAGAGUGAACUUGUAGGAAAGUUUUGUGGAUCAAAUAAACCCUCAAAGAUAACUUCAGAUUUGUGGGACUUGCGCGUGGCGUUCAAGUCCAGUGGAAAAACGAAAUAUCCCGGAUUCAAGGCAACCUACAAAACAAAGAAAACAGGUCAGUUAAAAAUGAAUAACGUUUAA
Molecule: messenger RNA, 1935 nt
Organism: Orbicella faveolata
Lineage: Eukaryota; Metazoa; Cnidaria; Anthozoa; Scleractinia; Merulinidae
Product: cubilin-like
Source: RefSeq, a predicted model, not a curated record